CCUUAUAGCCCCGCGGAGGUAGGAAUCCCGGACGAGUGGUACGGACAUCGCCGACGGAGACCACAAACACGGAGCGGAGCGUUCCCCUUUAAACACGGUCUUAUGACUACAGACCGCUUCAGACUGAACCAGAGGCUAACAGCCGAGAGCAGAAGAGGGGUUACUCUACUGACAGGAAGCCGGGGGACAGUGACUGACGGCAGGGGACAGACAGGACACAGGUCCGCUCCAGAGGCUGAAUGGUCUGUGUCCAGUCAGAGAACAGUUGAACGGAAACUACCUCACCUGUCCGCAGAAUUUUGUGCUUUUGUCCGCGUGUCGCACCCUGUGGACACAUCCUCUCGUGCAGCACUGAGGAGAUGUGUCGGCUGCCAGUGGCCUCACUCAUCAUUUGCUUCUGGUUGGUGGAGAGAAGCUACUGCAACAACAGCCUUCAGGACAGCAUGAGGGAGCUGCACACCAGGUUCGCCAUCAGCCUCUACCAGACUCUCACAGAGACGGAGAACAACUCCAACUUGAUCGUGUCGCCAGUUAGCGUCUCCUUGUCUCUCGCGCUCCUGCAGCUUGGCGCCAGGGGCAACACACUUGCUCAGCUGGAGGGAACACUGGGCUACAAUGUGAAUGAUGCCCACGUACAAGACUUCCUGUCGCACUCCCAGGCCAACAUGAACAACAACAGCCAGGGCAUGUGGCUGCAGCAGACCUGCACAUUAUUCAUCCAGAGUGGUGUCCAGCUCCUGCCUGGGUUCACACAGCUUGCAUCAGAGUGGGCCAACACCAGCGUGGUCCGAGCCAACUUCAGCCAGCCCAAUCAAACCCACAGCCAACCGGAGCGAGCGGGACACCAGCAAGAUGAGUCAUGGCAUCUCCUGGCAGGAAGCGUCAGCGGUGAGCUGUCAGGCUCGGGCGAGGCCCAAGCAGAGGCUCUUUGGUGGGGACACCGGCCGCAGGUGGCCCUGGUCAACACAGUGGCCUUCAAGGGCGUCUGGCAGAAGCAGUUCAUGUUCACCAACACCCAGAAUCUGCCGUUUGUGCUCUCAGAUGGGAAUGUGAUCAAGGUGCCCAUGAUGUAUCAGGCCGCAGAGGUUAGCUUUGGUCAAUUCAGGACAGCGUCAGAACAGCGCUACACCGUGUUGCAGCUGCCGUACCUGGGCCGCUCCCUGAGUCUGCAGGUGGUCCUUCCCAGUGAGAGGAAGACUCCGCUGUCCUCCCUCGAGGCCCAGCUCACUGCACGCCAGCUGGCAUCCUGGGACGGCGGCCUGCGGAGAACCAAAAUGGACAUCUUCCUGCCGAGAUUUAAAAUGCAGAACAAAUUCAACCUGAGGUCGGUGCUCCCUGCUCUGGGCGUCAGUGACGCCUUUAACCCGACAGCAGCUGACUUCACUGGAAUAUCAGCAGAGGAGGGUCUUUAUGUGUCUGAUGCCUUCCAUGAAGUAAGAAUAGAAGUCACAGAGGAUGGAACAAAGGCAGCUGCUGCUACCGCUAUGGUGCUACUCAAAAGAUCCCGGGCUCCUGUUUUCAAGGCGGACCGACCCUUCUUAUUUCUGCUUCGACACAUUAAAACAGGAUCCAUCCUCUUCAUGGGCCGAGUAAUGAACCCAGCAGACCAAGCAUCCUGAAACCGUCCAACCUAAACGCCACUCACAUUCACCUCUACAGCAGCCCAUUUCACUACUGGUAUUUAUUUGUGGACCAAAUGGAGGCUCCACAGACA
Messenger RNA from Maylandia zebra (zebra mbuna), 1714 nucleotides. RefSeq names its product serpin peptidase inhibitor, clade E (nexin, plasminogen activator inhibitor type 1), member 3 (gene serpine3). Gene Ontology annotation, molecular function: serine-type endopeptidase inhibitor activity. NCBI's taxonomy places the organism in Eukaryota, Metazoa, Chordata, Actinopteri, Cichliformes, Cichlidae. The record is from RefSeq and is a predicted model, not a curated record. Gene Ontology annotation, biological process: negative regulation of endopeptidase activity.